Messenger RNA from Exophiala xenobiotica, 1828 nucleotides. RefSeq lists its product as hypothetical. The transcript has 2 exons. The record is from RefSeq and is a predicted model, not a curated record. The coding region runs from base 572 to 1720 and encodes 382 amino acids. Gene Ontology annotation, cellular component: cytosol; cytoplasm; mitochondrion. Gene Ontology annotation, biological process: tetrahydrofolylpolyglutamate biosynthetic process. NCBI's taxonomy places the organism in Eukaryota, Fungi, Ascomycota, Eurotiomycetes, Chaetothyriales, Herpotrichiellaceae. Gene Ontology annotation, molecular function: tetrahydrofolylpolyglutamate synthase activity; ATP binding.
GCAAGGGCUCUGGCUUGCCCAUCAAGCGUUCUGUUCUAGAGUAAAUUUCGCAGUGAUCAUGCUCUUCUUGUGAUGCGGCAAUGGAGUCUGAGGGCUACGACAUUUCUCCUUCACCAGAGUCGCAGGUUUGCGACAACGACAACAGCAAUGGCGCGGACGUAUGCAGAUGCUGUAGCGUCGCUCAACACGCUGCAGUCGAACUUCGCCGUCGUUGAUGCGAUCCGAAAGUCCAGGCAGAAGAUGAACGAGCAGGCAAUUCCUGAGAUGAUCGAGUGGCUCAAAAAGAUUGGAUAUCAAGUAUGCGACAAAUGAACCUGUUGCCGACAGCCCACGACCCUUCAGACGACUGACUCGAUGCUCCUAGCCAUCUGAUCUCCGUGCACUGAACGCUAUACACAUUGCGGGUACAAAGGGAAAAGGGUCUACGGCUGCUUUCACCUCUUCCAUCUUGACACAGUUCAUUGGAUCUGAAGGACCACGUUCCUUGUCAAAAGUUGGAUUAUUUACUUCACCACACCUACGAUUUGUGCGGGAAAGAAUACAGGUUAAUGGACAACCGCUGUCGGAGGACAUGUUUGCGAAAUACUUCUAUGAGGUGUGGGACCGACUUGAAGAGGCAGCAAGAGCAGCAGGAGAAGAUCCACAGGCGCCUGGCACAAAGCCCGCCUACUUCAGAUUUCUCACUUUGAUGGCGUUUCAUACGUAUAUGACUGAGAAGGUCGAUACUGCUAUCAUUGAGUGCGGGAUUGGGGGCGCCUAUGACAGCACCAAUGUCAUCGAAACUCCUCUGGUGACAUGCAUCACGAGCUUGGGGAUCGACCAUGUCGGAAUGCUCGGUUCUACGAUCGGGGAAAUCGCGUGGCACAAGGCUGGCAUCAUGAAACCGGGCGCCAAAUGCUUCACGCCGAGCAGCCAAGUUCCGGAAGCAAAGAGUGUUCUGGAACAGGUCGCCCGACUAAGGACCAGUGUUCUUGAGUACAUCGACAUUGAUCCAGCCAUUGCGAGCAACGAAACCAUCCUGGGUCUUCAAGCGGACUUCCAAAAGACGAAUGCAAGCCUUGCCGUGGCCGUUGCCGAAGAAUGGCUCGAAAAGCGGGGAUAUGCUGCAGUAGCGGACUUCGAAGAAAGGAUCCGACGCGGGCUAGAAACAGUCCGGUGGCCAGGUCGAUGUGAGACACGCCGUGAGCCAGGCAUACGAUGGUGUAUUGACGGCGGUCAUACCAUGGAGAGCAUCGAACUUGCCGGAAAAUGGUUCGCUUCACAGCUCAUUGUCACUCCUGACUUCGCUCCUCAGCAAUCCCAUUCACAGGCUCGCUUCUUGAUCUUCAACCAGCAAACCCGGGACGCCGCAGCCCUGGCGAAAGCACUAUACAACACGUUAUCCAUAGCUCUUCAAGACCCUCAUCCUUUCACGCACGCCAUCUUCUGCACCAACACGACCUUCAAGGAGACCGGCUUCCGACCAGAUCUCGUCUCGGUCAACACGAAUGCCUCGGAUGUCGACGCACUCAAAGUCCAGAAUCACCUGGCCGAGACAUGGAGACAGAUCGAUCCCGCCGCUCACGUCGAGGUCGUCAGGACCAUUGAGGAAGCCGUGACUCUCGUCAGGGAGCACGCUUCCGAUGAGGCCGACCGAAGUGAAGUCACCGCUCUGGUCACGGGGAGUCUGCACCUGGUCGGUGGGUUUCUCGAAGUGCUAGAAAGUGCCACGAGUAGGUAGACUCCAUGCGAAGAUACUUUUCAAGUUAUGUAGAUGACUCCGAUAGGAUCAUAGGAAAAAGGUAUUGGCCCUGAUAGGCUUGUAAUCGUCAUAUAUCUAUACAACCAG